This is a messenger RNA of Clarias gariepinus (North African catfish), 3774 nucleotides long. RefSeq names its product metal transporter CNNM1. Gene Ontology annotation, biological process: transport; magnesium ion homeostasis. Gene Ontology annotation, molecular function: transmembrane transporter activity. Gene Ontology annotation, cellular component: plasma membrane. The record is from RefSeq and is a predicted model, not a curated record. NCBI's taxonomy places the organism in Eukaryota, Metazoa, Chordata, Actinopteri, Siluriformes, Clariidae. The coding region runs from base 1 to 2487 and encodes 828 amino acids. The transcript is spliced from 10 exons.
AUGGCUGCGGAUGCUGCGGAUGCUCUCCUCUCGCUCCGCAUCCCGGCACCAUGGCAGCUGCCGUUGUUGCUUCUCCUCGUCUCGCAUCUUCCUGGUCACACCCUCGGACUGUUAGGCUUCCGUCCAGAGGACACGAGUCCUUUGCUGUCUGUGCAAAACGGACUGCUGAGGGCAACCGAGGGAACGCGCUUCGUGUUGCGGGUGUACUACGCAGCGUCGCCGCAGAGGAUGAACCGAAACGCGAGCUCCAGAGUGGACGCUACCGCCCCAUGGAUCGCGUUUGUCGAAGAGCCGCAGCCGGGCCGAGAGGGUCAAGCUCACCCGAAGAGAAACUUGUGUGUGGAAGAAAGCGCGCGAACUUCUGACAUAGAGCUGCUAGGUUCCUUCAAGUCGGCCUCCAGCCAGAAUUCCAUCCUCGUGGAGUUGUUGGCCAAAGACCUGCGGCGCGGUGAGAAAGUCAAAUAUUAUUCCAUGUGCGCCUUUGACGGGGCCAAGUGGGAGCACUUUAGGUCGAGGGACUUCUGGCUUGCGGUGGUCGAGCGGCCACCACACGCGGACGGGUGGCUUCAGGCGGCAAUUUCUGUGCUGUUGCUGGCACUGUCUGCUCUCUUCAGUGGACUCGUGAUAAGCAUGCUCGCCCUCGACCCCGUGGAGCUGAAAGUGCUCCAAAACAGUGGCACGGAGAAGGAGCAGAAGUACGCGGGGAAGAUUGAGUCGGUGCGCAAACACGGCAACUACGUGCUCUGCACUUUGGUGUUGUGCAACGUUCUCACCAAUACGUUUUUAGUAGUUUGGAUGUGCCAGAUUCUCGGGGUCACGCCUCUGUCCACCGCCGCCUGCACGUUCCUGAUCUUUUUUGUUGGGGAGAUUCUACCGCAUUCCGUCGCAUCCAGACACGGGCUAGCCAUAGCGUCUAAAACCAUCUGGCUCACUCGGCUUCUGAUGCUGGUCACUUUCCCCAUCACGUACCCGAUUAGCAAACUAUUGGACAACAUGUUGCACCAAGAAAUAAGUAACUUUUACACUCGUGAGAAGUUGCUGGCGAUGCUGCGCGUCACAGACCCUUAUCAUGACCUGGUGAAAGAGGAGCUCAAUAUCAUCCAGGGAGCCCUAGAGCUUAGGACGAAAACGGUCGAGGACGUUCUGACCCCGCUCAAUGACUGCUUCAUGCUGGCUUCUGACGCCAUCCUGGAUUUCUACACCAUGUCUGACGUCAUGCAGAGCGGUUAUACUCGCAUCCCUGUUUUUGAGAACGAGAGGUCUAACAUUGUUGACAUUCUGUUUGUUAAAGAUCUGGCCUUUGUUGAUCCAGAUGACUGCACCCCACUUAAAACCAUCACACAGUUCUACAAACAUCCUUUGCAUUGUGUAUUUAAUGAUACCAAGCUUGAUGCAAUGCUUGAGCAGUUCAAGAAAGGAAAAAGCCACUUAGCCAUAGUGCAGCGAGUUAACAAUGAGGGAGAAGGAGACCCUUUCUAUGAGGUUAUGGGAAUCGUCACCUUGGAAGAUGUUAUUGAAGAGAUUAUCAAGUCAGAAAUCGUGGAUGAGACUGACUUGUACACUGAUAACCGCAGUAAAAGGCGAGUGUCUCACCAUGAGAGGAAACAGCAAGACUUCUCCAUUUUCAAACUUUCUGAGAGUGAGAUGAAGGUGAAGGUCUCCCCUCAGCUGCUGCUAGCUACACAUCGUUUCCUGGCUACAGAAGUCGAGCCUUUCAAGUCUACUUAUAUCUCAGAGAAGAUCCUGCUGCGCCUCAUCAAGCAUCCAAGUGUUGUACAGGAGCUAAAGUUUGAUGAGAAGAAAAAGAAAUCACCGAAGCAUUACCUCUACCAGCGCAACAAACCUGUUGAUUACUUUGUGUUGAUUUUGCAGGGUCGAGUGGAGGUGGAGAUCGGAAAAGAAUCGCUAAAGUUUGAAAAUGGUCCAUUCACUUACUAUGGCAUGCCUGCCAUUACAGCUGUACUACCCGCAGUUCACAGAUCACCAUCACGGAGCAGUGGACUAAAUCAUUCAGACACCACCAUCCAUGCAGGGAGCCCAAGUCAGCUGAGUAUAGGAGGAGGAGCUUACCUACCAGAUUACUCUCUUCGCCAACUCACUGACCUGCAAAUCAUCAAGGUUACUCGUAACCACUACCAGAAUGCUCUGACAGCCACACGGAUGGACAGCUCUCCUCAGACCCCUGAUGCAGACAACCAGGCUGGAGGAGAGAGGACCACAAUUCCAGAAACGCGCUCCAACAGCAUUGCACUGCCUCUUCCCCGCUCACACCACCACACACACCACUUCAGACAUCCCCACAGCACCUCCAUGCUAAACGAGAAGAACCGCAUUGUCCGGAGCAAAUCAGAUGGACAGAAAAGCCCCAGUGACUCUGUGUUCUUGCGCAUGGAUGAGAUCCCGUACAUGCGGACGGAAUGUCUGGAGGAAAAAGAAGGAACUGAUAAUGCAGCUGUAACAAAAGAAACAGGCCUGUCUUCAUCUUAGCUGAUUAGCUCUCACUCUCUGAAUGGAUCAGAUGAUAACCUGGGCAAGAAGCUGCUGCGCAAACUAAGUAACAAGAAACGGAAAAAGUCACGUGAUGGGGAGAAGCCAGUAGAGGACAUUUGUGAGCUGUCCCAGGUGAAGACCUAACAUAUAAGAAAUAGCUGUUCAAACCUUCCCUCUAUCACAGUUCUACAUCUCACCCACCAAUGUGAAACGUCCUAGACUCAUCAUGACCGAUUUCUAAAAAGAAAAGGAGCUCAAUGUGGACAGAGAUGACCCUAUAGAAGAUAAAUGAUAAGACCUUGCUGUCAUUAUUUCAUCUAGCCAUUUCAAGAUCCAACUGAAUGAGUUUGCUAAUAAGUUUUGUAACCUAAGGUCAUGAAAACUCCAGGAUAUGAUUUGCUUUCAGAAUCUGUAAUGUAACCCGGCCUAUUCAGCCCAGGUUUGUGACGUUGGCACCAGACAUCAGGUUGUUGUCUGUUGAGGGAGAACAGCAAAUAUUCAAGACACAAAUAUCUUGUGCUUAUGUUUUUAAGGCACCACUUUUUUAGUACUGUGUACUACUUCUUGCUAUUGGAUGAUGUCACUUGAACCUCUAGUGCAGGUGAAGCUUACAAGCACAAGCCUGCAGAGUUUAAGUUAUAAAUUUCACCUACAGGAAGGCAUAGCCCUCUGGCAGGUUUAAUAAGCAUGAAAUGAUUUUCAGUAUUGCUUUGAAAUAAUUAAUGAAUGUUUAUUUAUUUAUGGUGGCAUGGUGGCUUAGUGGUUAGCACUAUCAUGCACCUUCAGGGUUGGGGGUUUUAAUCCUGCCCCCAGUCAGCGUGUGUGGAGGUUGCAUGUUCUCCCUGUACUUGGUGGGUUUCCUUGUGGUUCUCUGGUUUCCCCCAAGAAUCAAAAAUCUUGUAGCCUGUCGUUUGGCCUGAUUGCUAUUUUCAAAUUUCCUGUAAUGUAUGAUUGUGUGUGUGUGUGUGUCUGCUUGUGCCCUGCAAUAAGUUGGCACCCCAUUCAGGGUGCGCCUUGUCUUGUGCCCUAAGUUCCCUGGUACAGGCUCCAAGACCCUACACAGGAUAAGCAGUAUAGAUAAUAGAUUAAUGGAUUGUUUCUUCAUUGAGAGGUAUUAGAAAGGUUGUCUGGAGUUGUAUAAGAUAUUUUAGCGAUAAUGGAGCACUUUAAGUGAAAUCUGAUCCUUGUAUUUAGUUGAAUAGUUUACGUAAGGUAUCAAUAUAAAGAAAAAAUAAUAAGCUGCCUAUAUUAGGUAGUUGCUAUUUUUUUUAUAUAAGCUUUUAG